AUGAAUCCAUUAAAUUCCACCGAACCAAAUUCAAGUUCAACAGAAACACGGACAGCUGAUUUACACAUUUAUGUGAUACCACCAAAUUUAUGGAUUAAUGAUUUAAAUACAGCCUUUGCUCAAGUGAUCAGGAAUACAGUUUCAGCUGGAAUAAUUCGUUCCAAAAUCGAUAUUACUUUAGUUGAAUUUCGUGAAGUUUUGGAGAAGGAACUCGGCAAACAACUCUUACCCAAUGAAUAUAUAUUUUGUAAACAAGUUGGACAUUCACUUGGUCGUAUUCAAUUGAGUCAAGAGAAAUUGUUUAAAAUCAGUGAGUUUCUUCCUCCUCAGUCUGAAUUUUCGGAGAUCUAUGUGAUAGAUCGUCAGGCGGUUGAUGAGAAUCAGAUACAUAAAAAAGAAGUUUACCAACUCGCUGCAACACAACAACAUCAUCAGGUUAGCUUAAUGCCACUUCCUUACUUGGAACAAACGAGACCAACAUCACCAUCAAUAAAACUAGAUGAUUCCAAUAAAGAAACUACUGAUAUACCUAAUCAGGAAAAACAUCUCCAAUCACCAAGUUUUUCUACUUCACAUGGGGAAAAUGUAGCGGUUAGUCAUGAAUUACCUCCUGUGCCAAAUAUUCACCAACAACCUCAACAACAACAACAGCAACAACUAUCAUUGCAAGAUAUCAGUAGACCCAGUUCACAAUUUGACCAAAGAUCAUCUAUUAAUUUGCCAGUUAUUCCUCCGCUACCCAAUCAGUCUAUAAGCAGUUCGCAAGAAUUAGCUUCAUUGCAACCUGAAUUCAUCCCUAGAUCGUUAACACCCAUUAUUCAUACUGGGGAUGCUAGUUUAGAUACUCUUUCAGCAGCAAUUGGUCAUCAGAAAGAUGUUUUACAACGUUUGGAAUAUGAACAACAGAAACGUAUAUUACAAAUGCAAGCAGAAGCAGAAGAGCGUCGUCGGCGUGAAGCUGAACAGUAUGCAAAGGAAUUAGCUAAAAAUGCUGAUCAUGCUAAGCGUAUGGAGGAGUUAGAGAAGGAAUUAAGAAGAUGGACUGAUGAAGCGAAGCAGACACGAGAACGUUUGGAUCAGUUAAAGUUAGCAUGGGAUACUGCAUUGAAAUCAAAAGAAGAAGAGAUUACUACUUUAAAACAAGGUUUAGAAUUAAUGAAAAAGAGUAGAGAUGUAACAGAUGGUAAACCUACUGCAAGAGAAAUUGCGGCACAAACAGAAAUACGCCAACUUCAAAUUCAAUUAAGUGAAAUGAAAGAAAAUUAUAAACGUGUUAGGAAAGAAUUAGAAGAUAGACGGAAAGCUGCAGACGCUAGAAUGGAUGCUGUAGGAGAUGAGUUGAAGGAUUUGAGGCGAAAAAUGUCAGAUGUACACGCAACGUUAAAAGAACCUAAACCUGUACAAAUUACAGUUAGUUCAAAGUCCAAAUCUGUCUGUGACGCUGGGACAGAAGCAGUAGAAUUUGAAGUUAAAAAGUCGCCACCACCUAAAAUUAAAAUCAAAAAACGUAUGGUUCAAAUGGAUUCUGAUGAUGAUGUAGAAAAUCUACAGCGUUUAAGACGUCUUCGAUUGGCUGCAGAAAAACGAAGAAUAGAAUUAGUUAAACGUUUGCACAGUUUAUAUGUGAGCUUGGGUACCAGAAGAACACAAGCUCGAGAUGAAUGGAAACGUCGUUAUUAUUCAGCUAAGAAACAAGCACCAAAUCUUGAAUCAAGAAUGAAUGGACAUAGAGGUGAUUUAGAAUCAUUAGUUAGAAGGACGAUUUCCACUUUAAAACACAGUGGAACGGAAUCUGCCGAGGUUCAACAUCUCGCAGAACAAAUGGAGAAACGUCGAGCUGUAACAAGAGAGGAAUAUAAAUUAGCUGAAAUUAUGCUCAGUUUAACCAAAGCAAUUCGACUCCGAUCACAGGCUGAAACAGAGGGUAGGCUUCUUAACGCUGAGUUGGACCGUAGGAGAGGGGAACUGAGUUUAGUCAAGUCUACAUCACCAAGCCGAAGAGCAUAUGCAUGCUCUUUAUCGCCUAGACGAAGAACAAUACGGGAAUCUAGGGACGCUGCCAGCCUAAAGUCUAACGGACGACGCACUGCAACGUCGUAUGAACGGCAACACAAACAUGCCAAUUAUAAAAGUUUAUCUCCAAAUCGAUCUCCAAAUGAACAAUCAUCACAAGAAUCAGGUAGUCAGGAUGACAUGAAGGUUCCAUACAGAACGAGAACAAUAUAUAGUCCGAAAGAACCAAUUCAAGUCCACGGAUCAGAUGUCCGGAUCAAAACCCCGGAUUUUGAAGUAUCUGUCCACUCUGGCAAUGAAUCAACUUAA
This is a messenger RNA of Schistosoma turkestanicum, 2322 nucleotides long. Lineage: Eukaryota; Metazoa; Platyhelminthes; Trematoda; Strigeidida; Schistosomatidae. The record is from the annotation of a GenBank genome assembly.